Orycteropus afer afer is the source of this 823-nucleotide messenger RNA. RefSeq names its product zinc finger CCHC-type containing 9 (gene ZCCHC9). The record is from RefSeq and is a predicted model, not a curated record. Gene Ontology annotation, molecular function: nucleic acid binding; zinc ion binding. NCBI's taxonomy places the organism in Eukaryota, Metazoa, Chordata, Mammalia, Tubulidentata, Orycteropodidae.
AAACCAUGACCAGGUGGGCACGAGUUACUGCCACACAUAACAAGAGACCCUUGGCUGCGACAUCAUGGGAGGAUAUGAAGAAGGGACCCACUGAGGGAACAAGUCAAAGCCGACCAAAGGCUAAACAACUUGAAGCUAAUAGGCUGUCCCUUAAAAAUGACACACUAGAAGCAAAACACAAAAAGAACAAAAAGAAAAAAGAGUACUUAAAUGAAGAUGUAAAUGGAUUCAUGGAAUACCUAAGACAGAACUCACAGAUGGUUCACAAUGGGGAAAUGAUAGCAACAGACAGCCAGAAAGUAAGGGAAGAAAUUGUGGUUGCUUUAAAGAAAGACGGUCGACGGGAAGGAAGAAGAUUAAAAAGACAAGCAGCAAAGAAAAAUGCAAUGGUGUGUUUCCAUUGUAGAAAACCUGGACAUGGGAUUGCAGAUUGCCCGGCCACCCUUGAGAAUCAAGAUAUGGGCACUGGAAUAUGUUACCGGUGUGGGUCCACAGAGCAUGAAAUAACCAAGUGCAAGGCUAAAGUAGACAUAGCUCUUGGUGAAUUUCCUUUUGCAAAAUGUUUUGUUUGUGGGGAAAUGGGACACCUGUCCAGAUCUUGUCCUGAUAAUCCCAAAGGACUCUAUGCUGAUGGUGGUGGCUGUAGACUUUGUGGCUCUGUUGAACAUUAUAAGAAAGAUUGCCCAGAAAGUAAGAACUCAGAUCAAAUGGUCACAGUUGGUCGUUGGGCAAAGGGAAUGAGUGCAGACUAUGAGGAAGUUUUGGAUGCUCCCAAACCACAGAAACCCAAAACAAAGAUACCUAAAGUUGUUAAUUUUUGAUA